Pseudophryne corroboree (corroboree frog) is the source of this 813-nucleotide messenger RNA. RefSeq lists its product as uncharacterized. Gene Ontology annotation, molecular function: S-adenosylmethionine-dependent methyltransferase activity. NCBI's taxonomy places the organism in Eukaryota, Metazoa, Chordata, Amphibia, Anura, Myobatrachidae. Bases 1 to 813 code for a protein of 270 amino acids. The transcript has 6 exons. The record is from RefSeq and is a predicted model, not a curated record.
AUGGAUAUUGAAGUGUUCAAAGAUGAAGAAUUCUCCAAAGUCUAUCAGGAUAGGAUGGUCCCUGUUUCCAAAAAAAUUACAAAUCUUGUUAUAAGCUACUUGGAAGAGAAGAAGGGACGACCCUUUGAAUUGGCUGUAGACGCUGGCUGUGGUACAGGAAGAUCAACCCGGCCUCUGGCAGAACAUUUCUACAAAGUGAUUGGAAUAGACAUAAGUAAGAGCCAGAUAAAUGAAGCAAAACGAUUUACACCACAAGAGAACGUCACUUAUCAGGUCUCCCCAGCAGAGAAGAUGCCAUUUGAAGAUGCCUCUGUGGAUCUGAUUAAUGCAGAUGUUGCUGCUCACUGGUUCCCCGUAGACCAGUUCUUUCUAGAAGUAACUCGUGUACUUAAGAAUAAAGGCUGUCUUGCAUUGCAUUCACUGAUCCCAAACUUUACCAUUCAUUAUAAGAAUUGUUCAGAGAUAUUGACAAACAUCUUUAAUGAGGCUAUUGAUACUCUCUGCACAUUCGAAGAAAAGCCAAAUAAUAUCAUGAAAUCUCAUUAUCAAGAAAUGUUUGAGGCCUUGCCAUUUGCUGACAAGCAGAGAAUCACUGACAUUACAGAAGUGUCUCACGUGUCCGUGGCAGAACUCUUGGGUUUUCUUAAGUCCAUAUGUAUGUACCGCAAAUUUCUAAACGAGGACAAGGAUGGAGCCAUUGCUUUUGCACAACAUGUGGAGAAAAGGAUGGGUGAAACCAUGGGAGAACUGUCUGGUGAUGAAAUCCUGGAGCUCCAUGUCAAGUAUUUCUGCAUACUGGCAUGCAAAUCAUAA